Molecule: messenger RNA, 840 nt
Organism: Acytostelium subglobosum LB1
Lineage: Eukaryota; Evosea; Eumycetozoa; Acytosteliales; Acytosteliaceae
Exons: 2
Molecular function (GO): protein binding
Source: RefSeq, a predicted model, not a curated record
AAAGAUAAUACUAGUAAUAAUAAUAUGAUGAACAUAGGGAUUGAUGUUGAUGAUGAUGAUACAAAUGGCAAGGGAAAGUCACCUUCAUACUUGCAACUGGUGCAACAGCAACAGAUAGAACAUCCAUACACCAACAACAACACUGCUGUUAUCACGUCCACAACAAAGUUGGACGAUACUAUUAGAGUCAACAUUAGAAGUGCAGAGGACCCCAUUGUCACGAUCGAUGUUGGCUUGAGUGACACUAUCGAGCAGGUCAAGCACAGGAUACUCGAGUUGAAGAACAAGAAAGCACAUCGAUUGAGAAUGGUCUACAAUGGACGAAUGCUCAGCGACAAUCAAACGGUCAGGGAGUCGAAACUAAUCGAUGGUGCCUUUAUAAUAUGCUCUAUUACAAUGCCUCUGUCAAUACCUAGCAGUGACUCUACAAACAACAACAAUAGCAACAAUACAUGUUUAAACAACAUUACCAAUCACAACAUUAUCAUCAACAACAACAACAACACUAUUGCUGCUGUGCCUGUAGUCAACAGCUCUCCUAGCACUCCACCAAUCAUAUCGAAUGUUGUUAACAACAGCAAUACAAAUAACAAUGACUUUGUUUUGGAAAUGAAUGGAAGAGUACAAUCAGCUAUUAUAUUAGAGGAUGAUCAGGCAUUUGCAAUGUCGUUGCAAACCAAUAUACUUAGAGACUCACUGGAGCUACUGUUUGGACUUGCCUCUGGCUUCUUCUUUGGACCGAUCAGUCUAUUUUGGCUGUCCAAAGACUAUCUAGCGAGGAACGUCAAGUUUGGAAUCGUAAUGGGUGUAUCGAUGAAUGUCUUUGUUGGUCUGACAAAG